AUGAAGGAACAGUUCGUGUGGAGACACUUUUACUGGUACCUUACCAAUGAGGGCAUCCAGUAUCUCCAGGACUACCUUCACCUGCCCCCCGAGAUCGUGCCUGCCACAGCCGACCUGAGACCGGCAGGCCUAGGCCCAAAGGUCUGGAGGGGGAGUGGCCCUCACAGGAGGGGAAGCCGACAGAGAUACUUUCAGACAAGUGCUGUGCCCCCUGGUGCCGACAAGAAAGCCGAGGCUGGGGCUGGGUCAGCAACUGAAUUCCAGUCUAGAGGCAGAUUUGGUCUUGGACGUGGUCAGCCACCCCAGUAA
Molecule: messenger RNA, 309 nt
Organism: Lepus europaeus (European hare)
Lineage: Eukaryota; Metazoa; Chordata; Mammalia; Lagomorpha; Leporidae
Product: small ribosomal subunit protein eS10-like
Exons: 1
Coding region: 1-309 (102 amino acids)
Cellular component (GO): cytosolic small ribosomal subunit
Molecular function (GO): RNA binding; structural constituent of ribosome
Source: RefSeq, a predicted model, not a curated record